Molecule: messenger RNA, 2552 nt
Organism: Durio zibethinus
Lineage: Eukaryota; Viridiplantae; Streptophyta; Magnoliopsida; Malvales; Malvaceae
Source: RefSeq, a predicted model, not a curated record
AAUUUAUUUGGUGUAUUUGGAAUCUUUUGAGGCGCAGUGGCGAAACUUUUUGCAUAUUAUCUGGUUUUUCACAACUUGUUGCAUCCAGAGCAAAACUGCUAUUAAUAUUACAGGGUUGACCUUCUGAGCAUGCCUGAUAACUGCACAAACUGCUUCAUUUUCUAGUUGAAAAUUGACAUGUAACGACGAUGAUAUCUAAAUAAGUUUCAGUUGCUUAAUAGAUCUAGAACAUGUUACUGAAUCUGGGUUCUGAUUCUUCUGAAUAUGAUAUAUCUAUUAUGAAAUGUGAUUUCUAAAAACCUAUUAUGUUCUUUUGUUUCUUCUUCUUUUCUGUUUAAGAAUUUGUAAAUCAUGCUUUUCUUUUGAAUUCUACUUUUGGUCACAUUCAUUAAUGCUUAAUUUCUUGUAAUGCCUUGUGAGUUUUUAUGUAUAUAAUGUCUACAGCUGAAUGAGUUCUUGAUUGAAAUAAGCAUCAAAACUAUUAACUUCUUCAUGAUUGCCAAGUGAAUUCAUCUUCAAAUUACACUCCCUAAAUGGCUUGGUGCACUUGGUUGCUCUUAUCACUAUAUUUGAACCACUAACUGCGUUGAUGUAUAUGUUCAUCUGCUUUUUUUUUCCCUCAAAAUUUUGAUGGUUUGGAAAAUUACAUGACUGAAGCAAAGGAACACCCCAUCAGCCAUCUUUUUGUUCUUCUUGUCUGUGUGCUUUACUCAAAUGUUAAUAAGUUGUCAACUAUUACAUUGAAAAUCUAGCUUGUGAUUUUGGUUCUUGUGAUUUACUUAGAGUUUUAUGCAAUAAUGGGGGCCAUAAUCUUUCUGAACAGUUUUGUCCCUAGUGUUCCUUUUAUGGUUGGGUUGUUACUGCUUCAUGAGUUUUCUUUAUACUAGCAAAUUUUAGCCUUGCUAGUUCUUCUUCUUUUGACAUUUACUUGGACAUAUGUGCCGAGCUUGUGUUUGUAGUGUUCCAUCUCCAUUGAUUGUUGCGCAAUGCCGCGGUUUUGUUUCAUGAUUGCAAAUAGUGUUGAUGACAUUCAUAUUUUGAGUAUAACUUAGACAUCCACAGCUCAUUCUAUGUUUUUCCCCUUUUAGUAGUUAAUCUUGGAAUGAGACAAAAACAAUCUGUUUGUUGAUAAGGAUCUACUGAGUUUUGGCAUCAAAAUUCAAGACAAUUGAUGAAUUAGAUGGCUAUUCGGGUUCAAAACAUGACAAAGAAAAAUUUUGAUGCAAGUUCUCUUCAUUCCCUAUCCCGUUUAUCUAUUAGUGGCCCACCAUGGUGGAAUUCAAACGAGCAGCAAAAUAUUGCACAGUCAUUACCCCAGAAUAUAAGCUUGAAAGUCGAAAGCCCCUCCCAACUGUAUCAUAAUGCAAAGCAUUUAUAUCUUCAACUGCCAGUCCAGGGUUCGGCGUCAGCUCAAGCAAUAUUUGGUCAAUCUCAUCAUGAAGUGCGUGUCAUAGGAGUGACCAAUUCUCAUUGCAAUUCAUCUGAAUCUGGUCAGGAUGAGGGUUGUAGGAAGGACACUGAGGGUCAAAGGAAGCAAGUUUUCUUGCUUAACAAUCCAGACACUGUGUUCAGCCCUUCUCAUUCUAAUUAUAACCAUUCAAUGGCCAGUGCUCCAUAUCCUUGCGCUGAUGCUUACUUUGGUGGGCCAUUUACUACAUAUGGGCAAGAGGCUAUUAUUCAGGCGCAAAUGGCAGGAAGUGGAGCUACACGAAUCCCGUUGCCUUUUGAUCUUGCAGAAGAUGGUUUCAUUUAUGUCAAUGCAAAACAAUAUCAUGGGAUUCUCAGAAGGAGGCAGUAUCGUGCAAAGCUUAAGGCGCAAAACAAACUUGUCAAAUCUCGAAAGCCAUACCUUCAUGAAUCUCGACAUCUUCAUGCACUGAAUAGGGUUAGGGGAAGCGGUGGACGUUUUCUUAGCAAAAAGAAGAUCCAACAGCCUGAUCCAACUUUUAACACAAGUUCCCAAUGCAUCUCUUAUGCCAGCUGCUUAGGCCAAAAGAAUAGUAGGUCAGAACUUGAGAGGCGUUGCCCACCCGCGGCAGAAUAUACUGGUUCAAGUAUAAGCUGUUCUGAUAUGACAAGUGUCUCCAACAGUGAUGGCAAUAUCCAGCAGCGAGAACACAGAUUCCCAGACAACUCCUCUCGUGUGGGCGGGCACAUGCAAAGCAGUGGCGGCAGCAUGUCCAAUGGAAUACUGCACUGUGCUUCAGUUGUCCGGUGAGCAGGGGGCAGCAAAGAAGACGGCAACUCAUUCUUGGCUUUAUCAAACUAUCACUUCAUCAAUUAUCUUUCAUGCAUACAUUGUGAAAAGUGUCUCCGAGUGACAGUACAUUUUCGUGAAAUCUCUUCCUAAGGUUCUGUCUUCUGCUUUUACGUUCUCGGAAUGUUGAAAAGAGUUUGGCUUUUAAUUUAUUCGGGAAAUCCUUGACUUCGUCUUUCUUUUCAUGAUUGUUAUUCAUGUUAGACUAUGUAAAAACUUGCAUAAUUUCGUAUCAUUUGUAAGCAAACAAGUGAUUUCCUUGCUUUUUCAGAUCAAUAGUCCUUGCAUAUGAUUG